Caenorhabditis auriculariae is the source of this 6290-nucleotide messenger RNA. The record is from the annotation of a GenBank genome assembly. NCBI's taxonomy places the organism in Eukaryota, Metazoa, Nematoda, Chromadorea, Rhabditida, Rhabditidae.
AUGCAAGCCCUGGACGAGAAAUCGACCGACCUCGAAGGCGACGUUUCUAAGGUUCUCUUGCGAGACUAUUAUUUUCCUUCGUUUUGAAAAUUUGUAUCGUAAAUUGAUAAGCAUUGGCCAAAUUCACGUUUCUCUGUCAAAAUUUCUGAAGGGAGUUUGUGAUUCCGAAGCUUAGUUUUUUUUUUCUCAGCGUAUCAAAAUGGUUCAAGCCAGCCGAGACUGUAUGAUAAGUCUUUAGCGAAAUGAUUAAUUUUUUUCAAAAUGAAAAUUUGUGAGAAACAUUUCUGCCAAGUUCCCUCGAAAUAAUCUUGAUUGAAUGCCACCCUGGAAAAAAAUUUGUGCAUUUCUGUCUUUAUUUCAUUAUUUUUUUAAAAACAUUCUAAUUUUUUUGAAUUUUUACCUAAAGUUCAUCACUAGAAAGUAGCAAUUUUGUUUUCCUAUAGUUUUUUGAAAUCUAGUUGGGUUGUAACUAUAAGUUACUCGAUUUUCCCCCAAAGUAUCAAAACUUCAAUAAGGAAAAAUAUGAAGACAAUAAAUUGUGAUCAAAGAGUUUCAGGCGCGAGAACGAAUUGCUGAGAUCACGAAAGAGAUCGAAAAUAUGCGCGGAGAUCGCGACGAGAAAGUUUCAAACGUCCAGAAUCUUCAGAAAGAGAACCAGAAGGUUUCUUCGAUCGUAGUGUUUUUUUUUUUAGUUGAACUCAUUAUCCGUUAUAUACAUUCAUAGAAUUGAAAAUUUCUUAUCUUGAUUGGAAAUUUUUUUUUUUCAGCUUGCCAUCGAGUCACAGGAAAUGUCCCAUCAACUUCUCCAUUUCCAAAGCGCUCACAAAGUUUUUUCUGUUCAAUUUUCAAGACUAAACUUGAUUUUUUCUAGGAAACCAGCUCAAGAAAAACGGCCCUGGAGGAGUUGCGACAGCGGAAAGCCGCCAUUAUGAAACGAGUGGAGGAAGUGACAAAGUCUCUGGAAGAAGAGAAAUCCAGAAAGGCCAAGAUGCGGGAGGACUUGAAUCAAGUUUGCAUUUUUCUACAAAAACUCUGGGAAAAAGAAGAUUUUCCAGAAGGAGGCAGCCUAUCGCGAAACUGUCCACUCUAGGCUUUUAACUUUCCGUGAGGAGUAUCGAAAAGCUUUGGAAUUGCUAUCACAUGCACAGAAGCAGGUUCGAUGUCUACUAUUUUAAUUAUAUAAGUUAUAUGCGUUUUUUUGAGUUCUGUAUCACUUGGGUUUGAAAUUGUAGAUGAAUAGUCGUGAAACGUCGAAGUCACGAUUUGCGCAGAAAUUUUGCUGAUGGAUAAGAUCUGAGCUUUUUUUUUCUCUGUGCAGUUCUUCGUUUUCAGGAUUUUCGAUCAAGUUCUUGGUCUAUUCGAAAGAGAAAGAGCCUUGCUGAAGCAAAAAAAUGUUCAGAAACGAACUGGAACUGUAGUUUUUUUUUAGUUUUUCACCUCAAAAAAGAUUCUGCGCUCAAAAAACGCCACUGAUGUCUGUAGAAAAAGUUAUCACCGUUGUUAGUUGACAAGAAAAAUAUCGUUGUUCUGAUUUGUUUUUUGAUAGAUAUGUCUCUUCCAGGUUUUGGCGACACUCAGUUAUUUCGUUUCUCGAAAUUUUGUCAUCAAAUUAUAAUUUUUUGACGAUUUAGGGAAGUCGAUUUUUUUUUCCUGACAGUCAAAACUUUCUCAAUAGUUCUCCACGGCAAUUUUAAAAGCCAGAUUCAAAAUCAGCGCCAAAAUUUCAUCUAUUGAUCAUACUGUCAUUCAUAGUUCCAUCCAUAUUUAAAGGAGUAAUAGCCGCGAAACUCGAAGUUAUCUCUGAAUCUCCAAAAUUCAACUAUCUUUUUCAAUUUCUGAUGUGUUUUCUGAAUUUCGCGAUAUAACUUUGAAAAAAAAAUCUCUAAGAAAUGGUACGCAAACCAUUUUUCAUCACAGAGCUCAGCAAAUAUCACUUUUUAGGCGCAAACCAAACUGGCUGAGCUUGACGCUGAGCAGCGACAAAAGAGGGAGGAAGAGGCUCGAAAUAUUGCUCUCCAAGCGGCAGCAUCUGCUCCAGCUCCAGCUCCAGUUCCUCCGGUGGCCUCAUUCCAGCAAAGUCAUCUUUAUGAUGAACCUCCACAAGUGGCACCUGUCGCCACCUCCAACCCAGUCAUUCCAACUUCCGAAUCUCGCAUAUCAAGUUGAAUACAUUUAAGAAAAUUAUAGGAAUUCUCUGAUUUUCAGGCACCAGCUUGACGGAGAUCAACACUCACGAGACUUCAAAAUGUCGAGCGAUCUUCCCCUUCGAGGCGAGAAGCGAGGACGAGCUGAGCUUCGAGCCCGGCGACGUCAUCAUCGUCUUCCAAGGACACGCCGCCGAGCCCGGCUGGGGUGCUGGACAGCUUCGCGAUAAGGUUUAAUUGGAGAAAAUUCCUGUUUCGAAAAGCUAAUUUAAAAAAGAAGUGUCUUUUCUGCAGUGGUAUAGUUCUUUUAUUGAUUAGAUCUAUUUGGUUAGAAACGAUUAUAAAAAAACGGUUAACUUAUUUUUUAAAAUUUAAGUACACCUGAAUGUUCUCAGUUCCAAUUCCCGAUUUUAUCAUAGAGUCUUGAAUUUCAGGUCGGUUGGUUCCCGGAAGCCUUCGUGGAACCGAUCGCGGCAAUCCCUUCACAUGGCAAUGAGGUAUCGAAAAAUAAAAAGUUCGAAUUAAAUCAUUUUCCUUUAGCCUCCCAUUCAAAACAUGCCUCCGAACGUGACGCCUUCUUGCUCUCUUGACCGAAUCCCAGAAGAAGGCGUCAUGCGCAAGCAGGACAGCGUCCUGUCCAACAUCUCUAAUAAUGGUUCGUACGGAAAAAAGUAUUUAUCAUGUUCUAGUUUGUGUGAAGCUUACGGGACUGGAUAUUAGUUUUGAAGUUUUAUGUAUUCACAUAUGGCCUUUUGAAAUCUCUUCAGAGCCAAAAACUAAUUUUUCACGAACACAAAAGUUUGUAAGCUGCUAGUGCUCGUUAAAAUUAAAAUAUUAUGAUUUUUAAAUUCAUACAAAUCCCACUGUUCAUGAACCUCUGUACAAUAGCAAUUUUUUUAGAUGCGUCGAAGAAAGUCAUUUGCCGCUGCAUUGCUCAGUUCCAAUGGCGCGCAAGGAACGAAGAUGAUCUUUCCUUUUCCAAGGGCGAUACUAUCGAUGUUAGUCGACAUUUAUACUCUUGGAGUUUCCAUAGUCCACUUUCCGUCGGCUUGAAGCAGAAUUAUAUGAGACUCCUUACACGGGAAAGAAUAUAGUCAAGGAAGUUUCAAAGACUCAAAAUUGCUUUUCAGAAGUCAGAAUAAGUUUUAUUCCAACCAAGUAAGCAGAAUCUUCUACAAGAGUCCUUCAUAAAGGGUUAUGAAAUUCAAAAUGAUGCGCGAUCUUGGGCCAUUUCUGAUGAAAGCUUGUCAAUACAUUUACCAUUUCCUUGGAUGCAGCAAACGAAAAAAAAGCUUCAGAACAAAUUAUUUGCGCGUCUCUGUAUCAUUUUUGUCUCAGGCCAGCGGUGAAUAGAUUUUCAACAAUUUUACAAUGUCGAAACUAAUAAUCUAUCUGAUAGGUCUUCGAACAACAAGAUAUGAAGUGGAAUGGCCGGAAAUCGAACGGAGAAAGCGGUUGGUUCCCCAAAAGCUACGUCAAAGUCAUCUCACAGGUCGUUUUUUGAACGAUUCCCGAUUUGACAAAAAAGAUGUUCAGAACGGCAGCGUCGAUCUCGACGGAAGUGCUCACAACAGUAUUGAUCAAAUCAGCGCAGAUUUGAAUAGCGCUCACAUUAGUAAUGCUGCUGCGCCAGGUUUAUCUUUGACAUUAAACAACAGUGGAAAAUCGAAACAUGGAAAAAAAAAACCAUGAUUUCUUGAAAAAUGUGAAAAAAAGAACAAAUAUUCAACAGCAAGUAUGAAUUAACAUAUAAUUUUGUUUAUUUGAGAUUAUAAUCCGUUUCCGUGACUAUUUGGAGGUAAUAGAAAAAUUUCAAAAAGGAAAAAACAAAAAUUUCUCAGGGUUGUUUCGGGUAGUUCAAUUAUCAACUCACAAGUGAAACAGUUUCAAAAAGCGUUAAGAAAAGCCCUUAACAUAACGUUUUUAGAACUUGAUCUCAACGAAAUUGAUUAAAAAAUCAGUUCGGCCCUCGAAAAAUGUAUUCCAUUUCAGGGCGCACCAUAAAGAAACUUUUUAUGAAACAAAAUCAAUUUUAACAUAUUUAUUUCCUUCAGCCCCAACGCAAAGCGGUGAGUGGUACGUCGCCGUGUUCGACUUCGAACCUGUCGAGUCCACGGACCUCGGUCUGAAACAUGGCGACAAAAUUUUGGUCACUGAAAAGUUUCAGCCUCAACUUUUCAAUUUUAAACAUUUUUUUUGAAGGAAUGAUGCCUGGUGGAAGGGUGUCUGCAAUGGAAAAGAAGGCAUUUUCCCUGCCAACUACGUCGAACCUGCCGUUGGAAGUUUGUUUUUUUGGUUGUAGGAUGUAAAAACCGGUAACUUUCCGAUGAAGACUUUUUCAAUUUUUGAUAUCGGUGGGGAACUUUUUGAUUUUUUCCUUUCAUUUUUCUAGUUUUUUCAUCAUUUCAUCAGAUUUCCUGUUUUUUGCGUUUUUCUCAUGAUCCUACUAUUUGAUCAGUAUCAGGACAUUCAAAAUUUGGGCGUUAUCAAAAAAAAAUUAGGAAAUUUCUCUAGCAAUGUGAAAAAUUCGGAAAAGACGCCAUUGGAAAACUCACUGGUCUAAAUUUUUUACCAGGUUGUCCAAUAAUUCUUGUCCAAAAAUGUAUAUAUUUAGCGUGGAACUCUGGAGAAACUUCUAGAAGGUUCUUUCAUCUGCAUAAUAUUAUAACACUUCUAAUGAAGAUUAUAGAAAAGAAAAAGGAACUAUUGGACAGCCUGGUAUUACCAGUUUUUUCCAAGUAAUGAAUCAGCUUCUUUCGAUUGAAAAAUUUCAACUUUUCUUGCAGGCCCAGUAGCAGCAUCAAACGGACAUCAGAUCGUGCCGAAUGGUUCUACAUGUCAGGCAAGGGCAAUUGUCGAUUUCCAAGGAACGGCUCCCAAUCAACUCACCAUCAAAUGUGGCGAUGUCAUCGAAGUAAUUUUGCCCCAUCGUUCUGUAAUUGUUUUUUGAAAAUUCUAGCUUUUUAGCCAAAAAUCACAAAAAUAAUACUGAAUCAAUCAAACCAAAACAUGAAUUUUUGCACAGUCGAAGAGAAUCGCUCAACUUAUCAAUAAAUUGUGUCGUCAGGUCCGCGAAAAGAGCGCUUCUGGCUGGUGGGAAGGCGAAAUCAAGCAGAACGGAACACCGAAACGCGCUGGAUGGUUCCCCGGCGAAUAUGUCAAGGUUAUCGAGGUGAUUGAUAAAAAUAUAACUUUUCGUUGGAAGAUUAUAAAGUUUUCAACUUUAUUUUGCAGGGUAAUCAGCCAACAACGAUGGCCGAAAACCACGCCGUCGCCUUGUUCGAUUACGAGGCCAGUCAACCGGAUGAACUCUCUUUCAAAGUCGGCGAUAUCAUUGUGGUGGGUUUUCUUUUCAUUUGAUAAUUUAUAACCUGAGAGAAAAUUAUAUCGAUUGAUUAAUUUUGAUAACGGUUUGGAAACAUGAAAAAUAAAAGACGUGCUCAGAGUGAAUUAGCAAAAUUCAAACACAUCUCUGACCGUAAUUUUGAAUUUCUCGAAGCUUCUUUACACGGGAUAGGAGUUGAAUUUUUGAAAAACAAAGGAAUAAUUGGAAGAAUCAUAUUUUGAGGUCCAAAUUAUGCAUUCAGAAUGAAAUUUUCACUUUUUGUCACAUCUUUUUUUGUGAUUUGAUAAACCAAAAAUAAUAUUUCCUUUCUAGCAAUUCAUUUUCUUUUUUUCAAAAAGAAUUUCAAAAAUCUUAUCAAAACUUCCAAGAGGCUGAAAUAAGGAGUUCGUUUUGGUCAGAAAAAAAAAUUGAUGAAAUAAAAUUAUAGUGAAAUGAAAAUAAAGUGAUUGAUCAAAAUACGAAUAUUUUAAAGGAAAAUUAACAUUAUUAGGGCUCAGUUUAAAAAGAUGGAAGAGAAACUGUUGAAUUCAUGCUCUUUAUUAUUUGUAAAUCAAUAAAAUUUUCCAUCUUCAUUGAGAAAGCUUCAUUCCUUGAUGCCCUUCAGUGAAAAAAAAAACUGAAAAGUUUUAGGAUUCUAGAUUAUUCGGCAUUUUACUAGUUGAAAAAAAAUUAAUCGAUGAAAAUCACAAUUUUUGUAGGUAGCAGAAAAAUCUGACGUCGAGUGGUGGUCGGGGAACAAAAUCCAAGACGUCGGGGCGACGCCGCAACUUUUCCCCGCUAAUUAUGUCAAGUUGCAAUGA